Molecule: messenger RNA, 1416 nt
Organism: Exophiala aquamarina CBS 119918
Lineage: Eukaryota; Fungi; Ascomycota; Eurotiomycetes; Chaetothyriales; Herpotrichiellaceae
Product: eukaryotic translation initiation factor 3 subunit L
Exons: 2
Coding region: 1-1416 (471 amino acids)
Biological process (GO): translational initiation
Cellular component (GO): cytoplasm; eukaryotic translation initiation factor 3 complex
Molecular function (GO): translation initiation factor activity
Source: RefSeq, a predicted model, not a curated record
AUGUCGUACACAAACGGUAAUCGACCACAGAUAGACGAUGAUGAUGUCGAAGAGGAGGCACUGGUCGCCGAUUAUCAAGAACAAGUCAACAACUAUGUUGAUGGCGCCGAUCUCACUCGAGCAGAUUCCCUUACGGGCGGUCCUGCAGAUUUAAGAGCCCAACUGGAGGCUGCUGCAGCUCCGUUAGAAUACCAAGCCUCCCUCGAGACAAAGUUCGCCAGUUAUGAUAACUACUGUUCUCUAUUUCACUACAUUCUCAACUCGGAUGGACCCGUCGAGGUUGAACAACCUUCAUAUUAUUGGGCUUGGGAUGUGAUUGAUGAGUUCAUCUAUCAGUUCGAAUCCUUCUGCCGCUACCGCAAUCGUGUUGCAAGGACAGCACCAACCGAAGAGGAGACACAAGUACUGCGAGAGAACCCAAAUACUUGGGGCUGCUACUCCGUGCUUAAUGUCCUCUACUCGUUGAUACAACGCAGUCAAAUCAACGAACAACUAGCAGCACAAAAGCGAAAUGAGGACCCUGCUACCGUUGCAGGAGAGUAUGGAUCCCGCCCUCUAUACCGCAUGCUGGGUUACUUCUCUAUCAUCGGCCUCUUGCGAGUACACUGUCUUUUGGGUGACUUCAGCUUGGCCCUCAAGACACUCGAUGAUAUUGAGAUGAACAAAAAAGCCAUGUUCGCCCGUGUCAUGGCCGCCCACCUUAAUACCUACUACUACGUAGGUUUCUCUUACAUGAUGCUCCGCCGGUACGCCGAUGCAGUCCGCAUGUUCAGCCAUAUCUUGGUUUAUGUUUCACGAACCAAGAACUUCCAAAAGGGCAACCAACAAUUCGACGCUAUUGCCAAGAAGACGGAACAGAUGUAUGCCUUGAUCGCCAUCUGUGUCUCUUUCGUACCCACACGUCUCGACGACACAAUCCACACUGCUCUCCGAGAGAAAUACGGCGAGAAAUUUGCCAAGCUCCAACGCGGUGGCCCCGAGUCCCUGCCUGUGUACAAGGAGUUGUUCCAGACAGCGUGCCCGAAGUUUAUCAACCCAACACCGCCGGACUUCGACAACCCGAGCCUCAAUAUUGACCCCGUGGAGCACCACACGGACAUCUUCAUGGAUGAAGUCAAGAACACUCUGUUCAACCCCACGGUGAAGUCCUACUUGAAAUUGUACACCACUAUGGACUUGAAGAAGCUUUCAAGCUUCCUCGAGGUUGAGCCUGAGAAACUUCGCAGCUGGUUGCUCGUCAACAAGCAACGUAGCCGCCAGAUUCGCUGGUCUGAAGGCGGCCUCUUAGAUGGUGAUGUUGUCAAUGCUAGUGAAUUGGAUUAUGCUAUUGAAGGUGACCUCAUCCAUAUCAGCGAGGCUAAGCAGGGUCGGAGACUGGUCGAUUGGUAUCUCCGGAAUCUGGCUAGGAGUUAUUGA